CAACACUUUUAUAGAAAAUAACAGUUUCCUGUCACAGUUGUAUAAAUUCACUCCAAGUUCGGCCCCACAAUUAAAAACGCCUAUAUUUUGUCGCUUACCGUGAACCGCUCGAGUGCUGCGCGAGUUGCUUUGAUUACGUGGACAAGUGUUUGCUGCGGCGCGCUCUCGCUGUCUGUUGCUCCGUCUCGCUCUCUCGAUCAUUCGGUUUUUGGUGCAGCUGUAUUGGUGUUGACGUCGACUGCGGCCGACAAUACGCUCCACGCUGCAUAGUAAACGCCAACGCCGUCGUCAAAAUUCCAUCAGUUGUCUUGUGCCCAUCGAUCGUAGCAGUUGUGUCCGUUGCUUUUGCGCCGAUUGCUCUUUGCUCGCCGUGUUUAUAUCCGGGACUAAUUGAGCGGAAUACCCAAGUAAAUAAGCAAAACAAAAGCCAUGUUGAAGUCAAUUGUUUUCUCCUGCCUCCUGUUGGCCUUCAGCGGCGUUCACUGCAGCGAACUGAAAGUGGAUGUGAUCAGCAAACCAGAGAUUUGUGAUCAGAAAACAAAGAGCGGCGAUUCGCUCACCAUGCACUACACUGGCACCCUGCAGGCCGAUGGCAAGAAGUUUGAUUCGAGCUUCGACCGCGACCAGCCCUUCACAUUCCAAUUGGGCGCCGGCCAGGUGAUUAAGGGCUGGGACCAGGGUCUGCUGGACAUGUGCGUGGGCGAGAAGCGUAAGCUGACAAUUCCGCCACAGUUGGGCUAUGGUGAUCAGGGUGCCGGCAAUGUGAUUCCACCGAAGGCCACUCUGGUCUUUGAGGUGGAGCUGAUCAACAUUGGCAACGCGCCGCCGACCACAAAUGUGUUCAAGGAGAUCGACGAGAAUGCCGACAAGCAGCUGAGCCGCGAAGAGGUAAUCGUCUAUGUUAGCGAAUAUCUGAAGAAACAAAUGACUGCUGUGGAGGGACAGGACUCCGAUGAGCUGAAGAACAUGCUGCAGGAGAACGAUAAGCUGGUCGAGGAGAUAUUCCAGCACGAGGACAAGGACAAGAACGGUUACAUCUCGCACGAUGAGUUCUCCGGUCCCAAGCAUGACGAGCUGUAAGGCUGAGGCUAGGACAAGUGCUUAAGUUAUAUCUAUCUAUAACUACCUAUGUAUAAAUAUGACAAACAACAAAAACAACAGCAACAGCGACACGCGACACAUCAACAGACAACAUUAACAACAUAUUCAAAACUAAGAACGAUUCGACUGACGCCCCUUGAAAUCCCCCUCCGCUGAAUAGGGGCGCUUUUAGUGUUCCCCCCCUCUCCCUUUGGCAACAUCAUUCAUAUUUGUAUAUACAUAUAAUACCAUAUACAUAUAUAUUUAUAUAGUAUAUUUGUUUAACAACUCUCUUCCACACUUCGUCGAUUCUGUGACCCGGUUCUUGCACUCUGGGUGAAUGCUCAAAAUACCCUUCUUCUAGGCCGUAGUUUAAAUAGUGUAAGGUACACCAGCAAAAUGAAGGGUAGAAUAUGCGUUAUAUAUCUUUUUUAUAUACAUUUAUAGGUUGUUAUAUUAAAGUUUGUAACUUA
Molecule: messenger RNA, 1553 nt
Organism: Drosophila montana
Lineage: Eukaryota; Metazoa; Arthropoda; Insecta; Diptera; Drosophilidae
Gene: Fkbp14
Product: peptidyl-prolyl cis-trans isomerase Fkb14
Exons: 6
Coding region: 430-1080 (216 amino acids)
Molecular function (GO): peptidyl-prolyl cis-trans isomerase activity; calcium ion binding
Source: RefSeq, a predicted model, not a curated record